Pelmatolapia mariae (spotted tilapia) is the source of this 2301-nucleotide messenger RNA. It is a transcript of the gene epsti1, whose product is annotated as epithelial stromal interaction 1. The coding region runs from base 135 to 1124 and encodes 329 amino acids. Gene Ontology annotation, molecular function: ubiquitin binding. NCBI's taxonomy places the organism in Eukaryota, Metazoa, Chordata, Actinopteri, Cichliformes, Cichlidae. The record is from RefSeq and is a predicted model, not a curated record. The transcript is spliced from 10 exons.
UGUGCCCUCACGUCGCCUGACUACACUUGGAAAAGAAAACUGGGCUUAGAAUAGAAACACAUUAACAGGUGCCCGCAGACUAACUAGCUUCAGGCAGACAUCUUCUCCGAAGCUGUCGGUGUGCAGGUUACACGAUGGAUUACGACCAAAGAUACAAAAGGAACCAGGGAAACCCCGAGGGAAACCAAAACACCAGACACCCGAGACAGAUGACAGAUCAGUGUGGACAGGAUCAAACACUUCCAAAUCCAAAUGUUCACGGAAAUCCACAAGUGCCAACUGGACAGCCACGGUACUCAGAUGGAUACACCAUUAUCCCACCAAAUGAAUCUAAGCGAAACGAGAUGAAAACAAUUGCUCAAAAAGAAGAAGAGGCUCUUAACCGAUGGAAAGAAACACAGAGAGUCCCCUCUGUACGUGUGAAUCCAGAGAGGCUUGGUGGUGAUGUCACACUGGCUGAAGUCAGGCAAAAACAGCAAAUAAAUCAUCAAUCCAUGAAACUGCAGAAGAAAAUAAAAAAGGCUGAGGAUGACAAGAGGAGGAAACAGGAAGAGGAGGAGAAGUGGCAGAAGAUGAAAGCAAUACAGAGGGAGAAGGCUGAGCGUCUACUGGAGAAGGAGCGGCAGGAGGAUCAGAGGAGGAGAGAGGAGUUUGAGCAGGACCGCCUCAGAACACAGGAGAGGUUUCUUCAGAAUUUCGAGAGGAAAGCUUCAUCAGCGUCCACCACUGCCAUACGCACGUCAUCCAGGGGCACAGAUGUGGAGAGUAAACAGACAAAGGAAUCAAAAAAUCUGAGAGAAGUGCAGCUGGAACACAAGAGGGUGAACGCGGCCUUUUUGGACAAGCUUGAAGGUCAAGCCAGAGGGAGCGAGAGAGAGCCAAAAUUCGAAAGUACUCAGGAGGCAGAAAGUCAAGCCUCGUUGUCACACCUGAAACCAGAUCCAGAACAGAGCUGCUCCGGCUGGACAGAAGAAGCUGACCCACGGGCUGAGUAUGACCAGGCCCUGAUGAAGCUCAUCAAGAGCUUUCCAAACUGUGACAGAGACUUCCUAGAGGACAUCCUUACCCAGUGUAACAGGGAUUACGAGGAGGCGUCCACACUACUUAUCAGCACACUGAGUUGAACUUCAUGUAUUAUAAAUUCUUUCCCCCAUAAACACAACAAUUUACAACAGCUCCUACAGGCAUCUAGAGAGGAAAGAGUUAAUGAAGGAGCUGUUUGUCCUUAAUUUUCUGUUUGACACUUUAGGCCAUGGGCCAAAUAAGCAUAUUUACUCAGGGUGCAGAUGGUAGAGAAUUGGCAAAGACAAAGUUUAUCUACUUUGAUGGUAGAUCAGUAUACAAAGCAGAGCUGACUACAAUGCAUUAGACUCCUUUGAAAACAUACCUACAUAAUAUGUGCUCUAUGGGAUCUGUUUUUGAUUAUGCUAUUAAUCACUGAGUGUUUGGUGUUGUGUAUCUGUCUGCAUUCAGUAGUGAGUCAUGUUGUGGUUUUGUCUUGACAUCGAGUAGAAUUGAUGCUCGUUUUCACCAGUUUGGUUAAAGGUCAUCGCAAUGACUCAAAAUCUUCAGCUCAUAUUUGGAGCUCUUGAUUAAAUCAGUGUGUGCAAAUGGAAGAAAGUACUAGCAACAUGCAUGAUGCUUUUUGUUCUGUUUUAUAAUUAAAGUUGUGUGUAAUGUAUCUAUAGCAAAAAAAUAAUAUUUAAGUAUGUCAUUUUUGACUUUAGAAAAUUGUUCUGCCACAUUGUGCCAGUCGGGACAGAAACAUUCUAACAGGCACAUACAAAAAUGACAUUUUUCCAAAGAAGUCCAGUUAUCCUUUUUCGAAGCCGAGGUUUUUUGUAGAAAGCCUUUUUGUUAUUAGUUUCAGUUCAAAGUCAAAGUUGUUUUAGGGGGCUGCAGGGAAACACUGUUUGGUUGAAUGUUCAUCACUGUUUAUAUUCAUGUGUUGUAGCCAUUUCAUCCCUUUGCUUCUCAUCGCUGUGUUACACAGUGGGCAGUGAGCUGCUGCUGGUGCAGUAAAAUUUAACCUCAUAACAUCAGUGAACUGGACAGCACAGGUGGUUAUCACCUGGUGGCGGCAACAAAGGAACAAAGGGCGUUGCUCUCAACAUGAGGGGCUGAAAAUCCCCUUUUACUAAAGCAUGAAGUCAUGAGGAGUGCUACAGAGUCAUCCAGGAAAUGUCUUCCCUUUGGAGAACACCAAGAAAUCACAUAUUAUUGCAGCAGUUUUACACUUAGUCAUAAAGGUGAUGCAUUUAAAUUUCAGUGAAAAAUAUUUACUGUGUGGUAUACCCCUAA